Messenger RNA from Mycotypha africana, 2550 nucleotides. RefSeq names its product kinase-like domain-containing protein. The record is from RefSeq and is a predicted model, not a curated record. The transcript is spliced from 14 exons. Gene Ontology annotation, biological process: protein phosphorylation. Bases 446 to 2218 code for a protein of 590 amino acids. Gene Ontology annotation, molecular function: protein binding; ATP binding; protein kinase activity. Lineage: Eukaryota; Fungi; Mucoromycota; Mucoromycetes; Mucorales; Mycotyphaceae.
GUGAGUUUCAGUGGUCUUUUUUUUUUUUGGUUUUUUUUUCAGGAACAAGGAGAAAAUCCAAAUCGUACGAUUGGCGAUAAAAAUUUGCUGCGUAAAAGUCAAAUUUUUCUGCUCACAAUCAUAUUCCUCGUAGCGAGUGAUCCUUGUUUAAAAUGAUCAUGCUAGUGAUGUAUUAUGUAGUGUCUUCAUUAUUACUAUAUCCAACUGACGGGCGACGUCUUACCCUCUUAAUGCAGAGAAGCUGUGAUACAUAUUAGGCUCAAUCGACGGUUUGAUACGCCAAAAAUCACGCUUCUAAAAUAAAAGCCCGCCGAUAGGGCGCAUUUUUUUGAUGUUUCGUUGUACAAGUGCCCUUUUUGAUUGAUUCAUCCCUUUUUUUUAACUUUCUUCCAGUUUUUCCUGUUGAUUAUCUUUAUUUUGAACAUAGCAACAGAAAUUGAUUACAAUGUCCACUACAUCGCAAGUAGAAGAUCGGUUCAACACCAAUGAUUCCAUGCGCACAACAAUCUAUUCGGGCGCUGAUGAUAUUAAAAGAGCCGUUUCUACAACAGGCACGCCCAACACUACUAUAUUCGACCCAUUAGGCAAUAGCAGCGCCCACGCUGGAAACAAGCGGUUCGACAGAGAUAACACUGAAGAUAACACUAUAGAAUUGAGAAGGAAGCAAUCAAAGAUUGAGGUGGAUGAAGCAACAGCCGCUGUUGGUAGUCGAACAAAUACAAGAAGCUCUACAGCAACCUCUUCACUAGCAAGUUAUGAAAAUAACGAUCCAUCUCCCUCAAUCAACAGCAAUCCUUCUGUUCAGUCAACAGUAUCAACCGCAGAUUCUGCACUUGUUCUAGAUGACCAAUGGCAGUUAGAAUUACCUGAUUGGCUAGCCCAUCCAAAUGCUUGGGCAUUUUUACAAUCGCUGAAUUCACAAUAUGAAUCGAUGUACUUGGAAAAGAAGGACUCUGACACCAGUGGUCGUGCUGGCUACAUGCUUGGUCGCCGUUCUGAUUGUGAUAUGAGGUUCGAUCAUGACAUGAUCAGCAAGAUUCACUGUUUAUUAUAUAUGGAAACUGGCUCCAACGGCCAAACUAAAGGGAUUAGAAUUUUUCUGGAAGACAAAAGCACAAAUGGAACCUAUGUAAAUGGUGACCGCGUUUAUGGUAGGCGAAUUUUAAAAAAUAAAGACGAAAUUCAGUUAGUUCUUCCCAAGCCCUACUUGAAAGACGAUCAUCGCUUCAAAUUUUUCCGCGUGCUAUUCCCGCCUACUUUUGGUGCAAAUCUUUGUGAACAGGAGUACAAGUUUGAUAGAGUACUUGGCAAAGGCAAUUUUGCUACUGUUUUUCAUGCAUUCAAUAGAAAGACGCAUCAAGAAGUUGCCAUUAAGGUUCUCCAUAAAAAUCGAUUCUCAAAGAAAAGCAAACUGGCAGAAUCAUUAGUGAGCGAAGUCAGUAUUUCAAUGCAACUGAUAAGACACCCAUUAAUAGCAUCUAUUCAUAAAACAUUCAAUGAAGUGUCAAAGAUUUAUUUAAUACUUGAUUACGUUCAUGGUGGAGAGCUAUUCCAUUACAUUGUAAAGAAUAAAAAGCUUAGUGAAAACACAACGCGCUUCAUAUUCUGGCAGUUGUUUACUGCGAUUAAGUAUUUGCAUGAUAAUCAAAUUGCGCACCGUGAUCUCAAACCAGAAAAUGUACUCAUAGCGAACAAGGAUACUUUGCAGAUCAAGGUUACUGAUUUUGGCUUGGCCAAAAUUGAGAGUAGGAAUGAGGGUUUUGAAAGUCAAUGUGGUACACCUAAUUAUGUUGCUCCCGAAAUUCUUGACCCCUCAGUUACACGUGCUUAUAACAAGCAGUGCGAUAUGUGGAGCCUUGGUGUUAUGCUAUAUAUCUGCUUAUGUGGCUUUCCACCAUUCUCAGAGGAUCACGCACCACCAUCCAUGAAACAACAAAUUCGCACAGCACAUUACUCUUUUCCCUCGCCGUUUUUCGAUAACAUUUCGGCGGAAGCCAAGAAUCUUAUUCAAAAUUUACUUGUUGUUGAUCCUAAUCAACGCUAUACUGUUGAUGAAGCGCUAGCAAGCGAUUGGUUGUUAAUGGAGUCUGAGGAUAUGGAGAGACGGAAAAAUCAGCUCGGUGUUGAGACUCUCAACCAAAUUGAGAAAUUCCGCGAAUCGUUUACACCUAUUUCUGUUACUCAAGCCUAUAGUCAGCUACCAAGUCAACAAUAUUAACAUCACUGUGAAUGCUUUCACUGCUGAGCACUCGAAAAGCAAUCUUAUGAACAAUAAAACUUUUUAUAUCUACGAUAAGUUAAGCUGAAAAGCGUCCUUUCUUUUUGAUGAGCUAAUGUGUGCUAUGAUGAACUACCCAUAAACAUAAAGUAGAGUGAGCGCUUUUUUAUGUAUAUAGUCCGCACACAAACCUCGAAACUGACUUGAAAUGAUCUAAAUACGAAUAUUUAAAGCAUGUCAUACGGCUUCCUCAAAGGCAUUUUCAUACUUUUGAUAAAUCUUCUAAAGAUCUUGUAAAAGGUCAUUCAAACAAAAUAACAUAUAACAUCUAC